AUGUCGUGCUCUGGCUGCUCGAAUGCAGUCAACAAAGCGUUGAACAAACUCGAAGGCGUCGACAAGGUCGACAUUAGUUUGGCAGAUCAGACAGUGGUCGUCGAGACCAGCCGAACACAUGAUGAAAUCUUUGAAGCGAUCAAAAAUACCGGAAAAGCUGUAACACCGGCAUCAUGA
Molecule: messenger RNA, 177 nt
Organism: Paraglomus brasilianum
Lineage: Eukaryota; Fungi; Glomeromycota; Glomeromycetes; Paraglomerales; Paraglomeraceae
Source: the annotation of a GenBank genome assembly